AUGGGAAAAAAAGCUAUUAUCAGCAAGCAUAUUGUUUUAUGUAGCUACACACAAAAUUAUUCUCAUCAUCCCAUAUACGGAAUUAUCCUUAUCGAUGGUGAAAUAAUCCAUGACGUCAUCUUUUUAGAUGAGAAUAUCCCUGUUCAGGCUAUUAUUGAAAAAUACUCUGAAUGAGAUCCUCAAGACUGUUCGGAUUUAUAUAUAUCUCCUGGCUUUAAGUUAAUUAAAUUAAAUUUAGAUGCCUUCAUUUAAGUCUGCCAAGGAUUUCCAUCUCUGCAAGCUCAGGGACACUAGCAUAUAUACCGACUGCCUAGCCUUCGACAGCGUCAGAUCUUACUAGAUCUCGGGGCGUCCGCUCGCUAGGGCUUGUAGCCUGGCGUAAUUCCAAUUUCAUGCUAAGCACCUAUCUUUAGUUCCCUAAUUCAAGUAGGGAUGAGACCUAAUCUCGGGGACGAUGACCGAUUAUGCUUUUUAACAACUCUAUGUCAAAAGGAAAAAUCCCAUGUAUCAACUUCUAUAGCGAGGAAAAACCGCUGCCCGAGCACAUCAUGGAUGCAGAUUUUUGUAUUUGACUUUCAUCCUCCUCCUAGGCAUUGCGUGUUGAACAAUUAUUUUAAGAGGUCAGGUGGUAGUCUCGCCAUAUUAAUUUAUAUUCCUGGAUUAAUUGAUAUAAAUGUGAGAAGGGAGUUCGAGAAUUACACACAUUUAACAAAAGCUGCAGUCGCCGGUGGUGUAACUUUGAUUUCUGAAGAAGAUGGAUAUUACACAGAUAAUCCUCCAACUGGAGAACUCUUCUGUGAUUUAGGAAAAAUAGCACUUAUUGACGCCACCAACGUGAAUUCUAUGGAAGUUGAGGCUUGUAAGGGCUGCCUAGCAUUCAAAGGCUAUUUUUAUCCGCCGAGCAAUUCUGUGCGAGCUUUACCUCACAAUAUGACUGAAGUGUAUUCUAAUUUGGAAAAAACAGGCCUACCUUUGUUUAUCGACCCAACUCUACCAGAUCCAAGGAUGCUUUAUAUGGCCUCUCCAAUGAGAAUGGAAGCUCUGGAGUCAAGAAAUGAUGCAAAAACAUCAGGAAAUUUAAAUGUGUUUGCAGGAGCUUUUUCGAAUGCCAUUGAAAGUGAAGGAGAAGAGGAAGAUGAAGAUUACUCUGAAGAGUCUCCUCAAGACAACGUCAAGAGAAUGUCUUUUGAUGAAGAACACAUUAAGAUCCAUAGCUCGCCAAGGACAAAAGACAGAUCUCUUUCUGGAGAAGGAUUCAAUUAUGAACUGACUUUCCAAAGAAACCUUUCUCAUUUAGUAUGCCCUGAAAUCACUGAAGUAGAAGAAGAACAGACUCCAGCAAAAAAAUCUAAAAGAAAAAAAAACCAUAAAUCAAAAUCGACAAUUUACACAAUAUUUGACGAUCUUGACAGAAGGAUCAGGGAAAGCCAGCAAAGCAUUGAGAACUUAAGCUUAGCAGAGCAGUUCACAUAUCAUGAGUCUGGACCAACACAGUUUUUAAUCAAAAGAAAAAAGAGCUUAUCACUAGGGCCUGCUGAUUCUUACCAAUCAGACAGCGACUCUAGCGAUGCUGGAACUGUAAAAGCUGCUCCAAAGUCAGCACUUUAUGAAAGAAGAAUGGUUAAUAGAAGACCAAACCCAAUAAAAAUAGAGAAAAAAUCAAGCGAAAAUGACAAUAAAGAAAGACUUUACAUCUAUCAUUUAGCCAAUUUCCCUGACCAUUGAGAAGUCUCUGGAGUUGAAAAACUUAUACAGAGCUUAAGAAGCAAUAUAUCUAUACACGUCGUCAAUAUUUCUUCAGCAGCUGCAAUCAAUAAAAUUCGACAAGCAAGAGACCAUUUUCCUAAUUUGACUUGUGAAAUCCCUGCAACACAGCUUUAUUUUACAAACAAUUCAAUAGGAGAUGGGCAGACGAUCUUCAAAAAUACCCCACCAAUUCGAAAUCGAGGAAACUGCAACUUAUUGUGGGAUUUAUUGAAAAUGAAAGCAAUUGACUGCAUUACAUCACAACACGCAUAUAUAGACCCCUCAAUGAAAUCUUUAGACACAGGAAACUUCCAAAAGGCUCUAAAUGGGAUUUGUGCAAUCGGGUUUACCUUGCAAGCUAUAUGAACUAUGAUAAAUGUCCCUGUUAGCAGUCAUACACAACUAGAGCAUUAUAUCGUCAGGAUGUCAAAGUGACUUUCAUUGCAUCCUUCACGAAUUUUAGGGCUACAAGAUAAGCGAGGGUCAAUAGAAAAGGGAAAAUACGCAGAUUUAGUGAUUUGGGCGCCAUAUGAGCGAGUGCUAGCUCCAGAAGUUCAUUCAGAAAAGAAAGAGAUGUCUCCAUUUCUUUCUCAAAAUCUCCAAGGCAGGAUUUAUAAAGUGUAUAUAAGAGGCAAGCUAGCACAUGAUGGGACAAACUUUAAAGCUAGAGGCAAAAAAAUAGUUAGGAUGAACACAAAUAAAAAUUAG
Blepharisma stoltei is the source of this 2454-nucleotide messenger RNA. The record is from the annotation of a GenBank genome assembly. Lineage: Eukaryota; Ciliophora; Heterotrichea; Heterotrichida; Blepharismidae.